This is a messenger RNA of Gilbertella persicaria, 402 nucleotides long. RefSeq lists its product as uncharacterized. The annotation marks the transcript as partial. The transcript has 2 exons. NCBI's taxonomy places the organism in Eukaryota, Fungi, Mucoromycota, Mucoromycetes, Mucorales, Choanephoraceae. The record is from RefSeq and is a predicted model, not a curated record.
GCGCACAAUUUGGCCAAUUAUCAAAAAAGAUACGAGGUUUACAUCGACAAUCUGAAGAUAGAUGGCUUUGAAAUUAUAGGAUAUGCAAGAAAAAGCCCAGGUGAACUGUUGAAUGAUGGGCGAAAGGCUAAUCUUCAAAAUAUGAUUAACUGCUUGAAGGAAAGGUCACUUGCUGAAUUGAUAUAUGUCUCUCCACAAUGUUUGGCUGGUAGCCCCAUUGCCUCUAGAGAUAUGCCUAAUGCUGUUAAGGAACCUGAGACAAUGGAGUUGAACUAUUGUGCUGGGAGCACACAAACUUUAUUAUCAAAGUUAUCGGCGAAUAUUAAAAAAGUAUGUCUUGUGAUUGUUGAUUACGCCGGGCUUUCCACAAAUCCUGAUGAUAUCAGAACUUUGGUCAAGUAA